UCAAGGACAUCAAUUGGAUCUGGAGACUUGCGUAUAUCACCGAGUUGCUUUGUUGAGGGCACCAGCUCGCGAUCUAUGAGGUGAUUUCCCCGUUAAGGUUGUAAGGCUGAUACAGUGGCAGACACCAACGGCGCGAUUCGUCCCACAGACCGGCCUUAUUCUUAUCAAUUCCCUCGCGGGUUAUUGCGUGAUCAAGUUGAGGAUAGUUGGAGAUAUUGCCCCGUUGGUGGCCAUCAUGGUGUCAGACAAACAGUUAUAAAUUGAGCGAAUCUUUCACUCAAUGAAGUUCUCUCUUCUCUUCCUCCUCAUCCCAUCCUCGCUCACUUCAGCACUCUACACACUCAACUUCACACACAAUCCCUCAUCAUGUACGGCUUCCGUGCUCUCAUCUUGACCCUCGCUGCCACCGCGCCCCUCGUCCAGGGCGCCCCUGAGCAUCGGGUCUCUCCAUUCACGCGUGUCGCGAAGCAUGAGGCUGCUGUGUCUCCUGCCCCGACUGCGGGACCCGUAGUCGGGGCACGCCAAUGGACUUCUGGCGAAUGGACUUCCCACGUGUGGACGUCUACUUGGCGCCAUGGAGACCAAGACCAGAACAAUGGACAUGACCAGGAACAUGACCAUGACCAGGAACAUGACCACGACCAGGAACAUGACCAUGACCAGGAACAUGACCACGACCAGGAGAACGACCAUGACCAGGAGAACGACCACGACCAGGAGCAUGACAACGACCAGGAGCACGACCACGAACAGGAGCAUGACAACGACCAGGAGCACGAGAGCGAGGAAGACAAACUACGAGCUGCGCUUAUUACAGCUGCCGCUGACCCGUCUAUGACUGCGCAGGUAAACUUUAAUCGGUUCUUUAGCUCCGUCAUGAGCCGCUUGCAAUCCAUCCAAGACAGCCUGGCAACGGCUACUGUUACUGUCACAGGUACAGGUGUUGCUACUACCACGGCUACUUCCACUACCACUUUCACCCAGGACCCUUCAACUACCACGGUCACCCAGGAUCCUUCUACUACCACUGCCACUUCUACUACUACUGUCACAGAUGGGGGUGCCACUGUUACUGUCACCCAGGAUCUUUCCACUACCACUCUCACUGUCACAGGGCAGCCUAACCAAGUCAUAACUGCCACUUACACUAUCACCGCCACUACCACCAUCACCGCAGCUGAUCCUUCUACUACUUUCACUACCACCAUCACCGCGCCGGUGGCUACUACCACUACCGCCCCCCCUACCACCACCACUGAUCCUACUACUACUUUCGUUACUACCAUCACCUCUGAGGACCCUAACACUACGGUCACUACGACCGCCACAGUGACUCAAUUUGAUUUCAGUAUCGCGGAGAGCGCGGCCGAAACCAUGGCCACGUACCAAAAGAGAGGUGCGUACGCGAACAACCAGACGGCCACUACCUCCAAGGCGUCGCGUCCUACCACGGUGCCGUCUUCUGGCGGUGCUGUGAACGCGGCUGCCCCUGUCAUGGGAGCUGUGGCCGUUUUCAUCGGUGCUUGUGUCAUGGCCCUCUAAUUUGUUGGCUUAGGCUAUUAGGUGGUGAUUUCUGACUUCAUUUCGGAUUUUUCUAAUAGAGUA
Trichoderma harzianum CBS 226.95 is the source of this 1605-nucleotide messenger RNA. RefSeq lists its product as hypothetical. The transcript has a single exon. The record is from RefSeq and is a predicted model, not a curated record. The coding region runs from base 367 to 1542 and encodes 391 amino acids. Lineage: Eukaryota; Fungi; Ascomycota; Sordariomycetes; Hypocreales; Hypocreaceae.